This is a messenger RNA of Centropristis striata (black sea bass), 1304 nucleotides long. RefSeq names its product LYR motif containing 1 (gene lyrm1). Gene Ontology annotation, cellular component: mitochondrion. The transcript has 5 exons. The coding region runs from base 132 to 497 and encodes 121 amino acids. Lineage: Eukaryota; Metazoa; Chordata; Actinopteri; Perciformes; Serranidae. The record is from RefSeq and is a predicted model, not a curated record.
UUUUUCAGUUUAGAAACCAGUUCAGAAAAACGUCAUCACCAGGCGACACAUGUUGUUCUGCUGUCCUAGCAAGCCGCCGUCAAACUAGCUCCUCUUCAGACACACUCGGUACCUGCCGUUAUUGAGCCCUGAUGACGGCCUCCACUCGCAGGACGGUGUUGUCACUGUACAUGCGGGUGUUUCGCAUCGCUCGAAGCUGGCAGGCAGAGAGCAGAGUUACAAGCGACACAUCGACUGAGAGAAAAUACAUACUUCAGGAGGCCCGCUCUUUGUUCAGACAGAACCAACAGCUCACAGAUCCAGAAUCAAUAAAGAAGUGUAUAGAAGAAUGUGAAGCAAGGAUAGAAAUAGGUCUACAUUACAGGAACCCAUUUCCAAGGGCUACGUACCUGCCACCAAUGGGACUGGCGACUCAGAAAGGCAGGAAGCUGCGAGCACAGCAGCGCCUGAGGAAGCAAGCCAAGCCAAUAUACUUACAGUCACAUGACGAGACCUGAUGCUCGAUAUCCUCGAUCCUCGCCAAGAGUUCAAGUUACCAUGGGCAGGAAACUAGAGUGCAGUCACAAGCUGAUCUCAUGGGCUGAUUUGUUGCAAGCACUCAAUGAUGCAAGAACGCCCGUCAUUCAGGAAAAAAAGCCACUUGUCACUGUCAUCCUUUACUGUAAACAGCUUAAAUGUGAGUUCAAACUAACUGACGAGUGUCUGCUUCUGUUCAGCUCAGGAAAGCUGUUAGCGUCGAGUUACCUGUAAUAUAAGAUCAAGGUGUAUAUUUUAUUUAUUUUUCUGUGUGAAAUUGUUGUAAUAAAUACUUCACAUUCUUUCACAACUGAUAAAAACAAAGUUGUUUUCAGCUCUUUUAUUCUAGUAAUAUAUUUGUGAAUUGAAAUUAAGAAUUCUAAAUGUAUCUAAAUACACAAAGCAAUGUUCUCUGUUUUCCAGCAUGCACUGUUUCAGGACCCCAUUCCUCUCCUUUUUCAAAUAAGUGGCCUGUUUAUUCAAACAGAAACUGAAAUAAACUCCAGGAAUGUUGGCAACAACAGAGGAAAUUGGGAAACAAGUCAUAUUUCAGUCAUCUAAAAUUCUGAGCCAUUGUAGUUUACGCAGGUGGUGUACUUCCUGUUCUGAAAAACUAAAGAGGAAGGACUGGGGGAGGCAGACAGAAGCAAGGGACAUUUACGGUUCAGUGCAUUUUCAUCAUUACAGACUUCCGAGCAACGCAAUAACAUGAGGUAGAAUUUACAACAAGCUUUUCGGGAAGUCCUCAAAACAGGAACAGAGAGGGGAUGAAUACAGACGACAAAUGU